AUAUUUUAUUUAACUCACCUUUUAGGAAAGCUAUCAGUAUGUAACCGUUGCUUUAGAUAGUAUUAGUGAACUAUAUUUGACCGCGGAAUACAUUACACCAGGAAGCCGCCAUAGUGAAAUAAAGGAAAACGAACGGGAAUGUUUCAGACUGUUGCCUCCUUGUGAAAUAACUCCAUGCGAAGAUUAUGUGAACCUCAACACAAUUUUAACAACCUCGGAGGAAAUUCUGACUGUGUGAAAAUUUUCUUAGUGGUUGACCAUGACAUAAAAAGUGUUAUGGUUCUUUACAUUUUACAUAAUUGAAGGAGUGAAAUAUGGCAAACUUUAUAAAGAACCUUGUUAGUAAGCACAAGAGACGAUACACUGAGGAUGGAUUCGAUCUUGAUCUUACCUACAUUUACCCAAACAUUAUUGCAAUGGGCUUCCCUGCCGAAAAGCUGGAGGGUGUUUACCGGAACAAGAUGGCGGAUGUUGUGAAUUUUUUGGACGAGAGGCACAAAGACCAUUAUAGAGUUUAUAACUUGUGCUCUGAGCGUUCAUACGAUGUGUCGAAAUUCCACAACAGGGUGGUUAGCUAUCCAUUCGAUGACCACAACCCCCCUCGCCUGGAGCUGAUUAAACCAUUCUGUGAGGACCUAGACGAAUGGCUCAGACAAGAUGGUCGAAACAUCGCAGCUAUUCACUGCAAGGCCGGAAAAGGUAGAACUGGUGUAAUGAUCUGUGCCUAUAUGUUACACAGAAAGAAAUUUACAGACGCUGGUGCAGCUCUCAGAUAUUAUGGACAAACUCGAACAAGAGAUGAAAAGGGGGUCACCAUUCCCAGUCAGGUGCGCUAUGUGGAGUACUAUGGGUACAUGAUUCGUCACAACCUCCAAUACAAACCCGUAACUCUGCUACUCAAAGCCAUCGAUUUCUUCACCAUACCUAUGCAUAAUGGUGGAACAUGUUGUCCAUUUUUUGAAGUAUUUCAACUGAAAGUGAAAGUAUAUACCUCAAAGACUUAUGAAGAUAUUAAAAAAGGACAGGACAAGUUUACCAUGUCCACUGAUCAAUCAGUUCCCUUGUGCGGAGACAUCAAAGUCGUCUUUUACAACAAACCAAGGCUCACCAAAAAGAAGGAGAAAAUGUUUCAAUUCUGGUUCAACACCUUCUUUGUUGGGAAAGACGAUUACAACACACCCUCUCAGUACACAAAUGGGAAAGGCCCAACCAUGGAGGAAUUAAGUGUGUCCAAGAGUUUAUUUUCAACUCUCAGCAAAGCUGAACUAGACAAAGCGAACAAGGACAAAUCACACAGAUUUUUUAGUCCCAAUUUCAAGGUGCGAAUGAGUUUUGCGAUGCCAGAAAAUGAUGUAACAGCUGGAAUGUCUGUUACGAAUAAUGGCAGUCAAUCAAGCAGAAAUAACCUCCAGAUCCCGGCAGAUAUUUCUCGUAGUCGAUCAACCACAAACGAAAACUUGACCAGUAUCUCUACUUCUGGGGUGAAGGUGCCGAUUCAUAUGAGCUCGGCUUCUUCAAUGCCUGCUUUGAAUGACCACAAUGCUCAUGUAAUGAUAGGCCAAAAACAGAUUUGUCCUCCAGGCAAACCAAAGAAUGUUUUCCCCCACAGUAAUAGAGGGGGUAGUGACCAAAUGCUCGGAAGUGUGCCAAGUAUGGAUACAAUAUUUAAUGAACAUAGUGAUAAUGAAGUAAUGGAGGAAGACUUGUCAGACACUGAUACAGACGAUGAGUGGGAGGGGCUAGAGACAACUGCUGUUUGAUUGACAGCUCUCAGUUAAAUUUAUGAAGAUUUAAAUUUUUAUAUGUAUGAAAGGAUGAACUGUCAAUGUGUAAGAAUGAUUGCAGAGCUUUAAUUAUAAUCAAGUUGUAUGAAAGAUUCUUUAGAAAAUAAGUCUACUUUGUAUAUGGUUUUUCACAGUGUGAUAUGAAAUGAACAGUUUUCAAUUCACAGUACAACUUAAUAUGAGAUUUAUAAGAUUGUUAUUUUAGUUUAAAAAAAAUUAUCCAAUAUUCCAUGAUUCAUCUGAUCUUAUUUCUUUGGUUAUUUAGUUAAUGUAGAAUUUGAUAUUAGAUUGUUGAAAAUGUUUCUCAGAAAUACCUAAGCUUUUUAUUUAUAUUUUGGUUACUGUACAUGUAUAGAGAAAAAAAUUGUUUGAACAAAAGUAUAACUGUUAAUUUCUAUUUUUUUUCAGUAUCUUGGGUAAACAAUUUUCUAGAUUUUUACUACAUGUUAAAAAGAGCCAGUAGGGAAAGCCAAAAUGCAUAAAUCUACAAUGAGUAAAUGAGAAAAUGUAUAGAAAGCAAAUGAGAUUUAUAACCAUUCCUUCAUCGAGAUAGAACAUUUUUUGUUAGAGAUAAUAUAUGUUUCACAACUCCUUGGUGUUUAUGUUUCUGUGUUUUUUGACUUGGCCUGGGCAUCACUGGUUCUGUUUUUGGUUUUUAAUUUAUCUCCAUCGACACUGAAAACUGUUCAUAUGUUUAAUUGUUAAUGAAAGCUUCAACCAAGAUUUCAAGUUUUGAUGGGUACAUUUUGUGUAUUACAAAAUCCUAGAAUUGAUGUAGGGUAACAUUUUAAAAAACUGUUCUUACAGACUACCAAUAAUUAUGGUAGUUUUCCUGUUUUCAAAAAGAUAGGAGUUCAUCUGUAGAAUGAAUAUGAAUGAAUUUCUAAAAUGCUUAAGCUUAAACUGCUUCAAUGUAUUUGGAUAUUAAGAACUGCUCUUAUUGAGAUUUUGAAGAGCAUCUAAUAAACAUUGUCAUAUCUUUAAACUUAAAGGACAAAGGUCAUGUUGUGUUAAAUGAAUCUUUUGGAAGGGGGGAAGGUUAAAGAGGGAGGGAAUAUUUUAGGAGGGUACAAAAUCAUUAUUGUUUAGGCUGUGUAGUACUCAACCAUGCAGUGAAUUUAAGCGACUGAAAUUAAAAUAAGUUCGUUUGUUAUGAUGAUUGGUUAAAUGGCAAACAUUGUUGACUUAAUUGUAGCAUUUAUGUUAAUUGUUAUGGCUUAUUCAUUGAGAGUUUUAUGAAAAAUUAUCAAAUCCACUGUAUAUGUAACAUAUUUUAAUAAGAUUUUUUAUCAUCUACAUUUGCUAAUUUAAAUUAUUAUAUUUUUGAUAGAAGAAGCACUGAUAGGGAUUUAAGUAUGCCUCACCUCAGAGUAUUAAUGACUUACCUUGUCUUAAGGCCUGGAUCAACUAAAACUACUAAUUAUACAGCAUGAAUAGCGAAUCUUAUUUUGAAGAAAGACAUGUUUUUAUCGGGGAUCAUUCGCGUUCCUUAUAAUUUUGAUUAAAAACGUAGAAAUUUUUAAGCGCCUGCUAUUACAUUUCAAAUCAUAUUCAAAUGCUACAGACCAUCAACAGUGAGAAUUAAUUUAGCAUUAUUAAUUUAUUAGCUUGAAUAAGAAAGUCUCUUUCCCAGCAUUUACUUCAAAUUGUCACUUUUAAUCUCUUUCAUGUGUACUGUAGAACAAUUAGGCAGGUUUUUCAAAAAUCAGUAAUUUUAUGCUGUUUGUGAGGUUUACUUCUAAAUUUUGUGAAUAUAUUAUCAUUGAAACUGUGAUGAUGGCCUCUGUUUUUAUUUUUUUGAUGUCAUUGUGUUUGUGUUUUCCAAUCACCAGUACCUAGCUUUCUUGGAUCAGCCAUUGCACUCAGUGGUGCUAUUUUUAAGAGCAAAACAAAACAUUUCUCAUAAUUUUUUUUUUUAGAGUUUUACGGGAAAAUUAGAAAGUACUUAAACAUAUUGAAAAAGUGACAUUCCAAUGUAAACAAAUAUUGUAUAUUUACAUUUAGUGUAUUUUGAAAAAUAACUUAUUAGAAUUCAUUUUGUUAAAGCAAUCGUCCUUUUCUGUGUAACACAAUGAUUCUUUUAUACUUCACGAUUUUUUUGGAACAUAUAUUUUGUAACCCUUUUCUUUUGAAUUCUAUAUACAUACAAAAAGGAGGAGAAAAACAAUAGCCAGUUUUAAAACUUAAGUUUUUAUAUAAAUAUCCUCAAAUUUCUCUCAGCAAAAAUCUGUUACCUAAGAGGGGGAUAUCAUUGCUUGAAAUUUCAGUGAAUGAUUUAUAAUAGAUAGUGGACAAUGCUGUUCUUUUUGUCAGACAGGUUAAAUGAUAGUUCAAAUUAAAUCAUAAUAAUUAUGAUAUUUCAUACCAUUUCAGAAAAAGUAACAAUGCUUUGUGUCUAUGAGAUUAUCUUAAGUGGAUACCUCUUUAAGUAGUUCCAUACAAUAAUUAUUGAGAAAUUUUCGAAGAAGCUGAACUGUCAGAGUUAAUAUAAUUCUAUUUUCUAUGACGCAAUGAAAGCAUCUUUAAGUUAAUGCUCAAUUGGUAGACAUUAGGUAAUUUUUUAAUUAGCAAAAUUUGUUUUGAAAAACAUCACUUUUUUUAAUUACUUAUUGAUCAGAGUUUUAUCAAGAACUGAAAUACAAGCUUUAUAAAUAACUGUUAAACAACGUAUAUAUUUUUCAAACAAAAACGAACAUGGAGUUAGCUGAAUCGUCAAAAACUAUUAAGACAAUUACAGGUUUGGAUUUUGAUAGGUAAUAUACGUUGCAUGUCUCUGUCUUGUUGAAGGGAUGACUGAGUGUGGAGUAUAUAGCAGCUGAUUCUUUAUUUUUACAUCGUCUAUGAUGCCAUGAAAGUUUGAAGAUACUGUCUUGUAUAAUAAUGUGAUCAAACAAUAAAUUAAGCGCAGGUCGA
Molecule: messenger RNA, 4697 nt
Organism: Magallana angulata
Lineage: Eukaryota; Metazoa; Mollusca; Bivalvia; Ostreida; Ostreidae
Product: phosphatidylinositol 3,4,5-trisphosphate 3-phosphatase and dual-specificity protein phosphatase PTEN-like
Exons: 10
Coding region: 315-1760 (481 amino acids)
Biological process (GO): negative regulation of cell population proliferation; phosphatidylinositol 3-kinase/protein kinase B signal transduction; phosphatidylinositol dephosphorylation
Cellular component (GO): nucleus; plasma membrane; cytosol
Molecular function (GO): phosphatidylinositol-3,4,5-trisphosphate 3-phosphatase activity; protein tyrosine phosphatase activity
Source: RefSeq, a predicted model, not a curated record